This is a messenger RNA of Aureobasidium musti, 279 nucleotides long. Lineage: Eukaryota; Fungi; Ascomycota; Dothideomycetes; Dothideales; Saccotheciaceae. The record is from the annotation of a GenBank genome assembly.
AUGUCUGACACUGGAUCACCACCUCAAAAGCCCGAGGGCGGCGAGCACCUUAACAUCAAGGUGACCGACAACAACAACGAAGUCUACUUCAAGAUCAAGCGCACCACCCAGCUCAAGAAGCUCAUGGAUGCUUUCUGCGAGCGUCAAGGAAAAGCUCCCACCAGCGUGCGAUUCCUCUUCGACGGGCAGAGAGUCAACCCCACCGACAACCCCGAGACUGUGAGUUCUCCUGCAUUCCCACACCCUCGCGUCCGCACUUUAUCUUGGUUCCAUGACUGA